AAUGUGCUGUAGGAUGCUGCUUUGGGAAAAUGUUGGUUUGUAAUCAAAGCCAGCUUUUGUCAUGUCAAACUGAGGGGAGGGUUUAUUCUUCAUUACAAUUUUUUUCUUUUUAAGGAGAUCCGGUUCUCAGUAGUGCUGCAAUCAGCCUUCUAGACUUGACUUUAACACGUGUGGGACUUUGUGUUCAUCGCAUUUCAACUCUGGUUUCUCAGAAGGGGAAUUAAUAGCCGCUGCUGAAAGGAGAAGUGCUGCCACUGAAAAAUGGGUGUUUAUUCUCUAUAAAAUAUAGUCAAAGUAAUGCUUCGAGGUAUUUCAAAGCUGAGAAGCUUUUACUUCACUUUGGUCAAUAGAUUUGACUCAGCUCGACCGUGGUUGCAAUCAUCUGCAACGUGAUGGUGAAUAAAAUGCAUCUUCCAUGUAAGCAGAUGGUACUGGAAAUGAGCAUGUGUGCAACUUUCUAAACGAUAAUAAAAUCUUUGAAAAAGUAUGAAUUAAAAGUAAGCAAAAAGAAGAAGCUUUGUGGCUUCCUGGAAAACUCAAACCACACAACUAGCACUUUUUUUUUCUUCUGCGUUGGGGUUUCCCUUUUAAGAGGGAGGACGGCCUUUCUGGGGCUCAUUCUCUCUCGUCUGCAGGCAUCAAAGCAACACCAAACGCCGACAUGCUGUGCAACUUCAGUGGACCCGUGCUGAUCAGAGUGCUCCCACCGCUGCUGGUCACAGAGUUCGUUCUGGGUCUCGCUGGAAACGGCUUAGCCCUCUUCAUCUUCUGCUUCCACUUGAGGCCCUGGAAAAGCAGCACGGUGCUGCUCUUCAACCUGGCAGUGACUGACUUCAUGCUCAUCAUGGCUCUGCCCCUCCGAGCCAGCUACUACCUGUCGGGGAUCAGCUGGAUGUUCGGCGAGACGAUCUGCAACGUCUGCCUCUUCAUGCUGGCGAUGAACCGCAGCGGGAGCACCUUCUUCCUGAUGGCCAUCGCCGUGGACAGGUACAUGCGCGUGGUGCAUCCCCACCACCCCAUCAACUCGCUGAGCGUGGGCAAGGCCAUGUUGGGCGCUCUGGCGCUGUGGCUGGUCCCCAUUACAAUGACCGCCCACGUCUUCUCUCUGCAACACGUCAACACGACCUACUGCGAAAGCUUCAUGGUGGACACGACCUCCAGAGGAAACCUGUCCUGGCACAAGUUCACGUUUCUCUUCUCUUUCUACAUGCCUCUGCUGGUGAUCCUCUACUGCACCUUCCACAUCAUCAGUCACCUGAGGAGGAGACAGCUGACCAACCAGACCAAGUUCAAGAAGGCUCUGUACUUUAUCGUGGUGGUGGUGGUGCUCUUCAUUGUCUGCUUCCUCCCCAGCAACAUCACUCUGCUGACCAUGUGGAUCAAGAUGCUGCCAGGGUUCGUCUGCGAUGACGUGGAGCAGCUCACCACCGUGUUUUACAUCACCAUCAGUUUGACUUAUCUCAACAGCGUGCUGGACCCCGUGGUCUACUACUUCUCCAGCCCGGCCUUCAAGAACAUCUGCAGGAGAACGCUGCACCUGCCCCAGACAGAGACUUGCGAGAGCACGGAAAAGAGAACGCGCGAGACGGCGUCCCAUUCGCUCAGCCAGCUGUGAUCUGCAGACUCAAGGGUUAACAUCUGGUCAGAUUGAGCAAGAUGAUGCCGUUUUUACUUGCCUUUGUAGCUGUGGAAAAUGUGUUAUCUGUGCUUUUCUUGCACAAGCAUGCCUAUGUAUGACUAUGAAUGCAUUUUUUAUACAAUUUCUUUUGUUUUAUGUGAAAGUUUUGCACUUUUUGUUCACUUUUCUAGUGAACAUUGCUUUAAUGAUUGUUUUUUUUUCUUCUCAUGACCUUAUAUGGAAACAAAUGUCAAUGAACGGGUAAUGAAUACAAAUUAAGGAAAUCUGAUAUUUUUGUACAUAUGAAACUCAUCAAACUUGUUAACAUUUGCUGUCUAAAACCGAACAACUGUGACAACUUAAAGAACUACACUGAAUAAUUAGUACAUAUAUUCCUAGGGCAUUGCAUCAAAAGCUCUGGUUUAAUUAAAAUGGUGUUUCUUGGAGGGUUUUUGCAGCCAAAUACAGCUAUUUAUGUGUCAUCUUUAAGUUUGCCGAACAGCAGCUUAGUUUAAAUAAUUUUGUGGAUGGAUGACAGUAUGGAUUGUAAUUCAGAACUUAGCUUGUCUUGUACCAGUCAUGAAAUGUGCAAUAAAUAAAGCUUACUUGACAAUUUUUAAA
Poecilia latipinna (sailfin molly) is the source of this 2239-nucleotide messenger RNA. Its product is annotated as hydroxycarboxylic acid receptor 2-like. Bases 662 to 1615 code for a protein of 317 amino acids. Gene Ontology annotation, molecular function: G protein-coupled receptor activity. The record is from RefSeq and is a predicted model, not a curated record. Lineage: Eukaryota; Metazoa; Chordata; Actinopteri; Cyprinodontiformes; Poeciliidae. Gene Ontology annotation, cellular component: plasma membrane. Gene Ontology annotation, biological process: G protein-coupled receptor signaling pathway. The transcript has a single exon.